This is a messenger RNA of Phoenix dactylifera (date palm), 2081 nucleotides long. Its product is annotated as Transducin/WD40 repeat-like superfamily protein. Gene Ontology annotation, biological process: ribosomal large subunit biogenesis. Gene Ontology annotation, molecular function: protein binding. NCBI's taxonomy places the organism in Eukaryota, Viridiplantae, Streptophyta, Magnoliopsida, Arecales, Arecaceae. The record is from RefSeq and is a predicted model, not a curated record. Gene Ontology annotation, cellular component: preribosome, large subunit precursor; nucleolus.
UGGUACCGAUUUAAACGGGCUCAAAUGAGGGCUUAGGGCAAGUAACCGAGCAAAACCGUGAGGCUUCUUCCCCCUCGCCGUUUUCCGCCUCUUCCUACGCGAAGACAGCGGACGUUGGGCGGCGGACGGCCGGCGAGAGGCUGGUGGUGGACGGCCGAGGUACCCCGCUCGCUCUCUCCCUCUCUCCUUUUGCUCUCCAAAGAGGUUUCCUUGAGUUUAGAGUAGCUAAAGGAGUAUAAUAAGAUGCCACGAACUAGUACACUGGAGUGCCCUGGAUGCCCUCCUCUGAGAGUCCUUACGACUGAUGUUCUUGGCCUCGUCAAAGUACUUGAAGCUCGCGGAAAAGUCGGAACUCCAAAGGUGGUCGAAACAUGGGGUCCACCAGAUGCUUCACGGGGUGUGCUUGCAGCUUCCUAUGCUGACCGCAACAUUGACCCGCUUUUGGCCAUAGCACGGAAGGAUGGUUUGGUGGAGUUUCUGAAUCCGUUAAAUGGGGAUGCUUUGGCCGCCACCAAAGUUGACGAGUCUGACUCUUUAAAUGGUGCUCUUAAGGAUGAUCAUAUUGUUGGAUUGCAUCUUUUUAGGACAAAGAAAAUUGAGUUAUCUUCUAGGUUAGCUGCAUUCCUUACAUGUACAGAAAAAGGAAAAGCAUGCUUGUCGUAUGUUGCAUUGAGAGAUGCACCAGCAGACUUGCAUACAGACUCUCCCAGCUCAUGGAAUAUAUGCACUUCUGGCAAAGUGACAUGCUCUUCAGUUGACAACACUGAGAACUAUGCUUUAUUUGGUGGGAAGGGCAUCGAAGUAAAUUUGUGGGAUCUUACCAACUGUAGUAAGAUCUGGACUGCAAAAUCUCCUCCAGCUAACAGCCUUGGUAUAUUUACUCCGACCUGGUUUACUGCUGCAACAUUUUUAAGCAAAGAAGAUCAUCGUAAAAUUGUAGCUGGCACGGCCAGUCAUCAGGUUCGCCUUUAUGAUAUCUCAGCCCAAAGAAGACCUGUCAUAUCUGUCAGUUUUCGAGAAUCCCCAAUUAAGGCUGUCACUGAAGAUCUAGAUGGUUAUACCAUCUAUAUAGGGACUGGUUCUGGGGACCUUGCUUCCUUUGACAUGAGAACAGGGAAAUUGCUGGGUUGCUAUGUGGGUAAGUGUUGUGGAAGCAUUAGAUCCAUAGCCAGGCAUCAAGAGUUACCGGUGAUAGCAUCAUGUGGACUAGACAGCUAUGUGCGUUUCUGGGAUGCAAAGACAAGACAACUUCUUUCUGCGGUUUUCCUCAAGCAACACCUCACAAAUGUAGUAAUUGAUUCACAUUUCUCUGGAGAAGAAUCUGAAGGCAACCAUGUUAGUCAGCCAAGUGAUUUGGAACUAGUGAGUCAGACUGAAGUUCAAGAUGACGAGGAGUUGCAAAUUUCCAAGGGAAGUAAAACAUCGAAGAAACAGGAAAAAAGCAAGACCAAGGCGAAUAAAAACAGAAAUAAGGUCCAAGAUGAUGAUCCUACGAGUGUGCUUGUCUCUCUUAGCAAUGUUGAACCUGAGGCCAGUGGUGAACUGCCAGCUUCCAAACGAAGAAAAUCAUCAGAAGAGGAAAGCAGGAGGCUCAAGAAGAAAAAGAGCAAGAAGAGCCUCUGAUGAUGACUGGGGCAUGAUGAAAAUGUUCAGUUCAGUCUUUCAGACACAAUCUGGAGUCCACUAUUAAGUAUAAUUGGAGUUUUAGACAGCGGGCAUCCAGAGCAUAUACACAAAUAUGAGCUUGUCAGUCUCAUAGCUCCUACUACAUGCAAAAAGUUGAUGCGUUUUUGGUUAAAAAGUGAAACUUUUUUAGCAUCUUAUUUCUUCUGGGAUUAUGAAAUUGGCUACAGAAUGAGAAGUCUUCAUACUGUUUCCAAAAUUUCUUGGAAAUUUCUAGAUUAUUUGACAGAAAAAUAGAGUUAUCUGAAAGUGUCAUUAUUAUUAAAAGCAGUUUCAUAAACCACGUACUUCUAGACUAUUACUAACCGAUAUAUAUUGAUUCAUUAGAUGUCUGUAAUACAUGUUGGCUUUCAACCAACCUAAUUUAGUGCAAAUGUGGCACUAGUAUUCUUACUGAA